AUCUCAACUGUAGAUAUGCCUCGUCAGAAUAAAGUCUUUAAAAAGUGCAAAAAUGCUAGCAAUAAUGCCAAAAUUUCUAAAUUUCGUGAGCCAUUAAUUUCAAUUGAUAAUCUUACCGAAUAUACAUGGCGAAAUAAAAUUGUAGAAUUACCAAAUUUUGCUGAACAACAAAAUGACAGCUUAAGUCAUGUACAACUAUUAAUAGAAGAGCUUUCUAGUAUUGAAUUUGAGCAAUUAUUUGAACAUCUUCUAAAAAAAUGCACUGAAGAAAAACCCUGUCCUUCCAGAUUAACAUCUAUUGAUAUUGAUAUGACCUCCUCCCUAGAAAAUAGCUUAGAAUCACCUAUUCUUAUGCCAAUAGAUAAUAAUGUUUCAGAAUCAUUAAAUAUUAGUAACAGCUCUUUACUUGAUAUUCCCAACCUUCCUAAUAUAGAAUUAUUGAAUGCUAGCAUCAGAUCUUUACCUGAAAGUUCAAACACCUUUUCAGAAUUGUUUAAUAAUAGCAUGACAGAUCUUCCUAAUGCACAACUAAUGACUCAAACU
Molecule: messenger RNA, 543 nt
Organism: Entrophospora candida
Lineage: Eukaryota; Fungi; Glomeromycota; Glomeromycetes; Entrophosporales; Entrophosporaceae
Source: the annotation of a GenBank genome assembly